AUGGUGAUGCCCUACCGGUUUCUCCUCCGGCGCUGCCAGUCUACGGCCCCGGCUGCCGGGUGGUUCCAGGACUUCGACACCCCGCCGGACUGGGACCUGGUAGAUGAGCUGGUGCUGCACAUGCCGGCAGCCCCGUCGGCCCUGGCCGAGCACCUGGUCGAGGAUCGCCAUGAUGGCCGGGAGCUCUUGCAAACCUGUGUCAUCUGCCUGUCGACGCCCUUUGCCGCGCGCAUCACCCCCUGCGGGCAUAUCUUCUGCUAUACCUGCCUCCUGCGCAUGCUCCUCAUCCAAAAUGGCUACUUCGCUGGCGACGACUUCCGGUCGCCGGUGGCCGACGCCGCCUGGGCUGCCAAGCGGGUGUCCUGCUUUUGCCCCGUCUGCUCGCAGGUCUUUUCUCUGGGGGACAUCCGUCCGGUCCGCCAGGCGCCGGAUGUCUUUCCGCCGCCCGCUGUGCCCGGGACUCUGGCCGAUGGGGCGGACUUGCCCACCGCCCAAACCUACUGGGCCGGGCUGCUCCCCUCUUCGGGCCUCGCCACGCCGGCAUCCGGCCUGGCCAGCUCCGGCCACACCGAGGACUUGUCCCCCUCCGGUCUCCCCUCCGAACAUGCUGCCACCCCUGAUGGCCAGGCCCCUGCCGAGGCCAUGGCCGGGCCUGCCGAUGACGAUGCUGCUCCAGGUGGUGUCGAUACUUCGGCACAUGGCGCGGCGCCCCUCGCCCCGUGUACCGAGUCGCCUGAGCCUGCCCUCGACUCUCCUUCAUCUGCCCCGGAGACCGAUGCGUCUGCCACCAUGGCCCAUGCACCUGCCCCAAAGCCCGGCACCUCGAGCAGGGAGACCUCGCCCAAGCGCCCGGCCCAUUUGCCAGCCUUCCCGCUUGUGGAAUUUACUCUGAUGACUCGGCAUCGGGACAAUCGCCAAGCCCUGCCUGUUAGCCUUGCUACCUACGAGCGCCAGCAAGAUCGCCUCCCCUACGCCAAUACGUAUCUCCACCGGGAUGCCCCCACCGAUCGAAAUUACCGGAUCCGCAGCUUCGGCCAGGCACGGCUCUUCGCCCAAAUGCAGAUCACCUCGCCGGAGAUGCGCCUUGCCCGCCUGGCGCGCGACCUGGACGAUCUGUCUGCCCUGUUGGCCGAGUCUGCCGGCACCCCGGACGAGUUCAUCAACACCCAGCUGGCCGACUUGGCCCUGAAGCAGAUGCUUGAACUCGAAGCCGGGGACCUGGACUACCUGCUGAUGGACAUCCUCGGCUGCCAUGACAGCUUGGCCGCCCUGCCGGACACCGUGCGACUGACCAACGCCGCCAUGGCCCACGUGCGGGAGGCAUUGCACGAUGCCGAGGCGUUGGAAUAUCCCGCGCCCAAUCUCGGGCCCGGAUUCAGCCGUUCCACGGUGGCUACCCUGGGUGGCCUGCUGCUGGAGCAUGCUCACCGCCAUCCGGCGGAGAUCCCCGAAGGGGGGGAGCCAGCCCCGCCGGCGUCGGGGCAGCCCCGGCGCCAGGGUGCUGCCAAUGCUGUGACCUCCGCCAGUGCCGCCGCCAUCGCCGCGGGGGCUGGCUCUUCGAGUGACGGGGAAACCCUGUACUUCUACCAGAGCUCCUGUGGUCGGCCCAUUUUCAUGCAUGGGCUCUUUUUCGCCGCGCUCACGAGCGUCGUCGGUGGCGACCCGGCCCAGCUUCCCCCGCGGCUGCUUGUGCCUGUCUCCCAUGUGGAUCACCAGUCGCAGACCUAUGAUUCCCGCAACCGUCUGAAGAACCUCGCACACUUGCCCUACGGCGCGAGCUUCUACACUUGCGGGCUUUCCCUGCGCUCCGGCCGUUCCAGGUCCCGUCUCAAUAAUGAUCACUCCACCAGCAAUCCCCCGGCCGGCAAGGCCAAACGCUCCUCCCGGGCACGUAGCCAGCGUUCCGAGCGCGCGCUCCUCGUGAAUGACCUGUCCGGGGACUUCUUCGAUGCCGAUGACUUCGUCCCCUUCGGCCGGGCCGGACCGGUGUACGAUUCUACCGGGUCGCUGCGUAGCGCCGGGGCCCCGAGCACGCGCGGGCGUCCAUCAACCGGCGACCCUGCCCCCCGGUCGAGGCACCGGAGCCGCCACCAGCCCAUCGAGAAUGUCAAGUACAACCGCCUCCUGGCCAGCAUGCAGCAGGCGCAAAAGCUAUCCCUUCGCAAGCGCCUGGCCCUGGGGGGUGAUGGCGGUGCUGACGGCCCGCCGCCGACGCAUUCGCGCGACGCGCCGCUCAUCUCCCUCGAAGAAGCCAUGCCCGGGUAUUCGGAGGUCCUGGAGUCCAUCCAGCUUGCCUCGAGCCUGUCCCUGGACAAGGACUUCCCCGACACGCUGCAUGAACACCUUGGCAGGCAGUCGCCAUCGGCCGGCGGGCGUGGGCGCUCUGCCCCGGUGGCCGCCCCCUUGGUGGCCUCACAGGGCUCCUACGCCCUGCUGGCACGCGGCCCAGGCGCACGCAUGAGCCAGUGGGAGUCCCUUUCCUCGCGAGACCAGCCCGGUGCCGGCUCCUCCUCGGGCUCGAGGGGGGCCGCCGCGACGGCCGCCCCCCCAUCGGGCCCCCGUCCGGCGGCCGGGGUUUGGAAGGCCCGCGCCCGGGCAUCGGACCCGGCGGCCGGCGUGGAUCCGGCACCCGGCGGCCCCCCUCGGCCACACGGUGACUCGGUUUCCGAGGAUCCGGGCGACGUCGGCACUGGCGGCCCGAGCAGCGGCCGUACUGCCGCUCCGGCGGCACGGAUUGGCCGCCAAAAGUCCCGUCAGACUGACCUGACCCAUUUGUUCUUCUGA
Messenger RNA from Fonticula alba, 2784 nucleotides. RefSeq lists its product as hypothetical. Gene Ontology annotation, molecular function: transcription cis-regulatory region binding; metal ion binding. The transcript is spliced from 9 exons. Lineage: Eukaryota; Rotosphaerida; Fonticulaceae. Gene Ontology annotation, biological process: positive regulation of transcription by RNA polymerase II. The coding region runs from base 1 to 2784 and encodes 927 amino acids. The record is from RefSeq and is a predicted model, not a curated record.